Molecule: messenger RNA, 651 nt
Organism: Babesia ovata
Lineage: Eukaryota; Apicomplexa; Aconoidasida; Piroplasmida; Babesiidae
Product: thioredoxin, putative
Exons: 4
Coding region: 1-651 (216 amino acids)
Source: RefSeq, a predicted model, not a curated record
AUGAGUCAGCACUUUAAGCUGGUGUUACUAACUGUGAUCGCUGGAACCGUCGGAAUAUCAGGAAUCGAUCAUAACCUAGGCGCAAUACGCGGCGAUGUAGCCGCUGGAGCGCUGCAAGCGCCUCUGCGGCUGCAAUACAACAUUACAGAGAUUUCAUGGCGCCAAGCCGAGGAUAUGCUUAAGAAUGCGCCAUUAAUUGACCAUAUAGUUCUGUUCUACGUUCCGCUCCAUUUCGGGUGCCGCCAGUUUAUGCAUCUAUUUUUAACACUAUCGCAACAAUUCGAGCAAGAGAAGAGGAACGUAAAGUUUGUCAAGGUGAACUGCAACGAUGGUAAACUGAGCGACGGGUUGUGCCACCGGUACAACGUUGCCGCCGUGCCAACAGUCGCUUAUGUUGCCGAUUUGCCGUUUCAGAGGGAGAAGUUGCCGCCGAAGAGUUUUAUACAGCGAGCGCUUAGAUGGUGUAUACACAGCACCAUGGACGACGUUGACUCAGUGCAUGCCACCUGCUACAAAGGCGACAUGUUUCUCUACCAGGAGCUCAAAGAUUGGGCCACUAUGAUGUACGGCCUAUCGCAGAUGAAACGCAAGCUAGACAGUGUACGCCAGAGCAAUUUUAUAGAGCAUUUAACAAAACUGUUAUCACCAUAA